This is a messenger RNA of Uncinocarpus reesii 1704, 2997 nucleotides long. RefSeq lists its product as uncharacterized. NCBI's taxonomy places the organism in Eukaryota, Fungi, Ascomycota, Eurotiomycetes, Onygenales, Onygenaceae. Gene Ontology annotation, molecular function: 5-oxoprolinase (ATP-hydrolyzing) activity. The record is from RefSeq and is a predicted model, not a curated record. Gene Ontology annotation, biological process: glutathione metabolic process. The coding region runs from base 1 to 2997 and encodes 998 amino acids. The transcript has 3 exons. Gene Ontology annotation, cellular component: cytosol.
AUGGCUAUUGCUACCCCUUAUCGCAUCGGCGUGGAUGUGGGCGGUACAAACACCGACUCAGUCAUCCUCGACACACGCGCUACCAACACCGCGACUCGCGGCGUUGUCGCCUGGCACAAGACCCCCACCACCAGCCCCAACGUCACGGACGGCAUUGAGGCCGCGGUUCGCAGCGUCCUGGAAGAGUCCAAGGCGCCUCGAGACCAGAUAGCAUGCUUGACCAUUGGCACCACGCAUUUCAUCAAUGCUAUUGUCGAACAUGACGCCCGCCGCCUCUCAAGAGUGGCUAUCAUCCGUCUCUCCCGGAGCUUUACGAGAGAGGUCCCACCGUUCUCAGACUUUCCAACCGUGUUAAAGUCUAUUAUGAAUGGUUACUACUGCUACGUUGACGGUGGCCUGCAUAUCGAUGGAUCCCAAGAGGCCCCCAUCAACGAAGACCAGGUUGUGAAAGAAUGCAAGAUCAUCAAAGAAAAGGGACUCGACGCGGUCGUGAUAUCCGGUGUAUUCUCCCCGAUCGAUGACCACUUCCACCAGGAGGACGAAGUGCGUCGGAUCGUGCGGCGAGAGCUCCCCGACGUGGACAUCGUCUGCUCGUCCGAAGUCUCUCAGAUUGGAUAUCUCGAGAGAGAAAACGCAUCGAUUCUGAACGCAUCGAUCUUGAAAUUUGCCAGGCGAACCAUUCGAGGUUUCAAAGAUGCCAUGAAGCGCUUGGAUCUGAACUGCGCGCUGUAUCUUACCCAAAACGACGGCACUUUGAUCGACGCGCCGUCUGCUGCACGUCUGCCAAUCCGUACUUUCUCAUCUGGCCCUACCAAUUCCAUGCGAGGUGCAGCAUACCUUGGAUUAAACAAUUCAAACGACGAUGCAGCGGAGAAAACGGCAACUAUUGUCGUGGAUAUCGGUGGAACAACCAGUGAUGUCGGUGUUCUUCUCCCGUCCGGAUUCCCCCGCCAGGCUUCGGCAUACGUGACUGUGGCCGGUGUCCAGAUCAAUUUCGGCAUGCCACACCUUGAAUCUAUCGGGCUGGGUGGUGGAUCGAUUGUCCGCCAGGAGGGCGACAAGGUGACUGUCGGCCCUGAUUCCGUCGGCCACUAUCUAAGCACCAAGGCAAAGGUCUUUGGCGGAGACGUCCUCACCGCAACCGAUAUCGCGGUGGCAGCGGGCGAGAAAAUAGGAAACCCAGAGCUCGUCAAGGACAUCGACCAGGCCACCGUUACCAAAGCCCAGGCCCGAAUGAAGACCCUGUUGGAAAACGUUGUCGACCUGAUGAAGACCUCCCCUGCUCCUCUCCCUGUCCUACUGGUGGGUGGUGGCUCCGUCAUCGCGCCCAUGGAGCUACAGGGCGUAUCCAAGGUCAUCUGCCCGCCGUACCAUUCCGUCGCAAACGCCGUGGGAGCAGCAAUGUCCAAAGUCGGGGGCACUGUGGACAUGAUUCAAAGCACCGAAUCGCAGACGGUCGCGGAGCUGGUGGAGAAGGCAAAGGCAACCGCCAUUGAGCGGGCGGUUGCGUCUGGCGCAAAGCGUGAAACCGUCUACCUGGCUGAGGUCGAUGCUCUUCCGUUGCAAUACGUGGCCAACCAAGUGCGUGUCAUCGCACGAGCAGUCGGCGAGCUUUCUCCAGAAGGCGUGCCACUUACCAACGGUGCCAAUUGGGACGAGGAGGCGGGCGAUGAGGAGAUCUACAAAGAGACAGCCAAGAGGGAUGCCCAUUUGGACGAAGUUGACCCUGCUGCUGUCGAUAUUGCAACGUACCGACCAAAGGUAGUUAAGAACCCCAAGACAGGUGUUCAGGAAUGGAUUGUUUCCGAAGUCGAUCUCCAGUGGCUCGCGGACGGGUGCUACGUCCUUGGAUGCGCAGGCGGAGGUUCGCCGUUUGGUGAAUAUAUUCGUCUCAGGGACCAAAUCCGACAAGGCCACAUCAUCCGGGUUAUUGAUGUGUCAUCGUUGGGGAAGGAUGAUUUGAUUUAUUGGGGUGGCCAUAUGGGGUCUCCGGCUGUCUCCGUGGAACGCCUGGCACACAAUGAGACCGAACAAGCAUUCCUAGAACUCAUGGAAUAUCUCAAACACGACUCCAUCGAUGCUGUCAUGGGCCUGGAAAUUGGAGGUGCUAACGGGCUUCAGCCAUUGGCACUGGGCUCUACCAAGAAUCACAACUGUCCCGUCAUCGACGCAGACUGGAUGGGCCGCGCAUAUCCAACCUACUGGCAAACGACCAUGUGCGUUUACGAAUCCAAGCAACUGGUCCCCUGCGCCAUCGCCUCCGGCGAUGGUAAAACCAUCAUCAUGACCAAGACCACAGACGACGAGAUUGUCGACCGUGCCCUGCGCGCCUCCUGCGCGGAAAUGGGCUCACGCGUCGGCAUGGCGGCCAAACCGACCACGACCGACCGCGUUCGAAACUACGGCGUCAUCAACACCGUCUCUCUCGCGUGGCGCAUCGGCCGCUGCAUCGCGCGCGCCCAUGCUAACAACACACUCACCACGGUCGCAGAGCAAAUGAUCGACGAAAUUGGCGGACCGAGCGCCGCCAAAGUUUUGUUCCGUGGUAAAAUCAUCGCCGUCGAGCGACGGCUGUUCAAGGGCCAUUCGUAUGGCGAGAUCACCAUCCAGCAAACCCAGCAGUCCGAAGAGGAGGAGUCCGCGGGUCCCCGGGCUCCCGCCGUCGCUGUGGGUGGGGUGAUCAAGAUUCCCUUCAAGAACGAGAACAUCUACGUCAAGCACAUUUCUGAGAGCGGAGAGGAGAAGUACAUCGCGAUGGUUCCGGAUUUGAUCUCUGUGCUUGAUACGCAGUCCGGGAAAGCGCUGGGUGUGCCGGAGUUUAGGUAUGGACUGAUGGUUACUGUGUUGGGAAUCGCGUGCUCCCCACGAUGGACCGAUACGCCGCGAGGGUUAGAGUAUGGAGGCCCAGGGGCGUUUGGAUAUAAGAAUAUCAAAUAUACGCCGCUGGGAACAUAUGUAGAGCCGAAGAGUGUGGUGGCCGAGUUUGCGGAGGAGUGA